UAAAAUUCCUGCUAGAAACAGAGAUACCAAAUGCGUUGGCUGCUGUUUGCUUUUACCUGCAUGGAGAACUGAGCUUUACAAGGCUGUCUCUCUUACUUGCUGUCUAAAACUGAGCAUCUGGGGAGGGAGAAAAAGCAAAUCUUAGUCUGGCCUGGAUUUGUGUACAUCAGCCAAAUACAAAGAAGGAGGAGGCAGGGGAUGAGGGACUCUGGGAUAAAGCCAGAAUGCUUUUCUCUGUGCUAAGUGUGGAAUGAGUGGGCAGAAUGCAGAGGGCUACUUUGGGCUAUCCAGACCCCAUCCUCCCAUUUAACAAUGACCUGCCCCUUCCACCAGUGAACCGCAAUUCCACCAAUGUGACUGUGUCCAGCCCCGCCAAGAAGAUCACUUUUUAUAAGAGUGGGGAUCCCCAAUUUGGUGGCAUAAGGAUGGCCAUCCACAAGCGCAGCUUUAAGUGCUUUGAUGCCCUUCUGGAUGACCUCUCCCAAAAGGUGCCCUUGCCUUUUGGAGUGCGAACCAUCACAACCCCCCGCGGCACACGCUGUAUCAACCACCUGGACCAGUUGGAGGACGGGGGGUGCUACCUCUGCUCGGACCGCCGCCAGGUGAAACCCAUCAACAUCGAAGGGCCUGGGAGGAAGCCCACACUGUGGCAGGGCAGCCAUCUACACCACACACGCAGACGCCUGUCACAUCUGGAUGAUGGGCCUGGGAGCCAAACUAGCCAGCACUUCCACAGACACCCCAGGCGGAUUGUGCUGGUGAAGAACAAUGACCCUGCAGUCAGGAGAUCUAUCAUCCUGAGCAGGAGAACUGCUCGCAGCCUCAAAGUCUUCAUUGAUGAGAUCUCAGAGCUCAUGCAGUGCACCAUCAGGAAGCUCUAUACUCUAGAUGGGCGAAAGAUUGACACUAUCCAGGGUCUCAUGCAGUGUCCCAAUGUGUUGGUCUGUGUUGGACGAGAACCCUUUCGACCUCUCUUAGUGGAAAGCUUAAGGAAAAACUCAGAAGAGAAGCUCCCAGGACUGGGUGCAAGAUCCCGCUCAAGCUUCUGUAGUGACACUCAUGAAAGCAAGAAAAAUGUCAACUUUGGACUUGAGACCAAGAAAAGCAUAAUCCACCCAAGAUCUGAUUCCAGCAACAGGUCAAUGAGAUUUUCUUUGUCAUCUGAGAAGUCUUUUCCCAAUGGAUUGAACAUGUCUCCAGGCAACACAGGCUGUCCUUCCCACGCUGGAACAUGCCCACAUGUAAAGGAAGCCAUGAUGGAUGACGACAUACAAAAGAGAGUGCUUGUCAACAAAGAUGGCAGCCUUUCAGUGGAGAUGAAGGUCCGUUUCCGUUUGUUGAAUGAUGAGAUGCUUCAGUGGUCAACUGAGAUUAAAAAGACAGUGGCAACCAACAAUGAUUGCUCCUUAGAGAAAGAAGACGAAUUAGGCCCCAUUCAGCAAAGUAACUCUGAAACGUGUUCGGAGGGGGAAUCUCUCUGUCCCUGUGAGGCAGAGGAUUCUUACAUCUCAAAACUUCGCCAAAGACAAUUGGAAGAAUCCCAUUGUCAAAACUGCUGCAAUCACUGCCAAGAGUAUGACAUCUGGAAGAAUCCCAUGCAUUCUGUUCAUUGUGCACGUGAGGCAAAGAGGGCAGUACGACACAUCAGAUCUUCUAGUUCAAGUGCAUCAUCUCAUAGAAUUAUAUGCAAAAAGGCGUCCAUGGAUAGUUUAGUCACCAUGUCAAGUGAAGAAUAUAGAGAGCAAGUUGUAGAACAAUCAUCAUGCUUUACACACACUGUUGAGGAAGGGGAUACUAGAGUGGAAUACUGCACGAUAAGUCGUUGCUGCAGUCGCAGUGAAUUAUGCUCAAAGGCCUCAGUGUCAAAGAGCACGGAAACUCCUGCACACAUUCAAGAGGGAAAGUAUGAGGAUAUUGAAAUAGUUCAUGUUUGUUCAGACAAUGAACAAAAAAGACCUGGAAGUGCCAUUUCUGCUUCUUCUAAGAGCUCAGUACAAGAUAAAGUUGGUGUGAAAAUUACUAAGGUUUUUGAAGAGGAUGAACGACCCCAGUCCUCAAUCAGCAAUUCCUCCAGAGCUUUAGAAGUACUUAAGGAAGACCAGGAUGAGAAAGAUGAAGACAGAGCUGGAAGUACUGCUUCCAGAGCAUCUUCACUGUCUCAAAAUGGCAAGAGAAAUAAAAGAGAAGAACUUGAAAAUGAAGAGCGUCCCACCAGUAUAACAUCUAACUAUUCCGGUAACAGCUGUCACAAUUCAAUAUCACCAAUGCACCAUUUAUCUCCUAGACCAGUUAGCAAAGCAUCAAGCUGCUCCUCCUUGUCUUGCAGGUUAACUAAGAACAUAAACCAAGCUGUAGAUGAUGAUGAUGAAUGUGCACCAAGCCCUAUGUCAACUAGCACAAAAGCUUCAGGGAAUUCACUCAGAAAUUCCAAUAAGACUGAUUGUAUUGUUUCAAACAGAACUACUUCAGCCGCAUCUUCUUUAUCAGAAUUACCCACUGGCAAAGAAGUGGUUGAAGUUGCAGAAGAGAGUGAGAUAAGUGUUGUUAGUGCAAUGUCUGCUAGUAUCACAUCUUCACGAAAAUCAAGAAAGUCCAAAAAAUGUCAAUGUAGUGCUUCUGAAAGAGCAAGUACUCCAGGAUCCAUGAUUUCAGAGAAUCCUGACAUGGAAGCAACAGAGGAGAAGGAUGAAAGAGCAGUUAGUCCAAUGUCUACAAGUACAAAAGCUUCAGCUAAAUCUAGAAAAUCCAAGGGGUCUAUAGAGGAGUGUGAUGAAAGGGCUGUGAGUGCCAUUUCCCUGAGUACCAGAGCAUCUGGCAAAUCAAAUAAGUCACACAAAAGUCACUGCAGCACUUCUGAAAGACCAAGUACUCCAGGUUCAUCAGUAUCAGAGGCAGCGGCCUCCAAGGAAGUAGAUCAAACAGCAGAAGACAGCAAUGAACGAGUAGCAAGUGAGAUGUCAGCUAGCACAAAAACAUCAAGAAAAUCCAAAAUGACCAGCCAGGUUGAGUGCAGUGCUUCUGGAAGAGCAACUACACUAGGAUCAUCUGUAUCAGCAACAGCUGUUGGAAAUGAGGCAGAACAAGCUAUAGAAGAGAAUGAAGGCAGACCUGCAAGUGCCAUCUCUUUGGUCACCAGAGCCUCAGGACAAUCCGAUACAUCCAAAAACAAUCUUUGUAGAAUUGAUGAAAGAGGGCCUUCACCAACAUCAUCUAUAUCUGAUAUGCUAGUUGGCAAGGAUACAGAACAAAGAGAAGAAGAUGAGGAAAGAGCAAGAAGUGCUAUGUCAUUGAGCACUAAAGCUUCAGGACACUCCAGAAGGUCCCAAAAUACUAACUGCAGUCCUUCUGAAAGAGUGAUUACUCCAGCAUCAUCUAUGUCAGAAAAACGUACUGGCAGUGAGACCGAGCAGGUAGCUGAAGAGAGGGUAGAGAGUGCUUUUUCAACAAGCACAAAAGCUUCCAGCAAAAGCAAAGCCUGCAGUAAUUUAGGUGGUGCCAGUGACAGAGUACCAUCAUCUAUGUCUAAGUCAUCAAGCAGCUCAGCCCGUAAGAAUAAGGAAACACUGUGCACAGCUGAUGAUGACCAUCGGUCACCUAGCAAAGCAUCAAACUUUUCUUUAAGCUCUUGUGAGAAAGACAUUGGAAAUGAGGACUGUGACCAUCAAGAAGCUGAUCAUUCUUACAGUGAGCCAUGCUAUGCCAGUGAAGCCAAAGAAGCAGUGGCUAUAGAACCAGAUGAAGAUGAGAGACCCUCAAGCAGUGGUUCCAAAAGCCAUUCAAAAGACAGCAAGAAUAGAAAAGCAAGUCACGACAGGCUUUCAACAGCAAGUUCAAGGAGUGUUUUUAGUACAUCUAGUCAUUCUGCAAAAGCAAAACCAAAAGUACAGGAUCAUAAUGCUGCUGAAAAGGAUCAAAGACCACGAAGUAAUGUUUCCAGUGUUUCUUCAUAUCUGCAUGUCAAAGGAAGUAAUUUUAAAUCCAAUACUAAGAGUGACGAUGAAUCCACUGUUAUGCCAAAAUCUACUAGGCCAAGUAAAAAGGGUUCAAAAAAGCAUGUGGAAAUUGAAGAAAUCUCCAGUCCAAUUUCAGGUCCUAUUUCUGUUUCAUCUCAGAGUUUUCAUAGUCCUACCCCACCAAAAGGGAAGCCUCACAAAAAUAUGAGGCCUGUCAUACUGCUUGGAUCAUCAAAGGGAAGCACUAAAACAGAAUCAAUUUCAGCUACUGAAUCACUAAAGGAAAACAAUGGUAAUAUUAGACCAGCUACUGUAGAAUCAAAGUCAAACAUCUCAGACAAAAUAUUUAGCGGAGCUCUUGAAGUAGCAGAGUGCAGCAAAAAUGCCAGUGACAACAUUGGUGACAAUGGGAGUCGGUGCAAAAACAGGAAAAGAUGCAUUGUUUCACAGCAGCAAAAAGAAGAGCCCAGUGUUCCUGAAUUAAUGCCGUCUUGUUUACCAAAUGCAACUCCAGCAGAAGUUGUCCAUGAAUGGUUGAGAAAGAUACCACUAGACACUUCUAUGUAUGAAGUUGGAGAGGAAUUUCAUGAAAACUGUGAUGAACUUGAAAUAAAACAAAAGCAAAGUGAAAAAAUGGUUGAGCCAGCUUUGGAAGUAGAAGUCUUGGCUGCUGAAGAAGGAAAGCCUGAGGAAGAGGAAUCAAGCAAGGAAGAACAAAAAGAUGUAUCUGAAACAAAUCAUGCCCUAAAAAAAGAGGAGCAAGAAGAGCCACAGCAAGCAAAUACUGAAGAGCAGGUUGCUAGUUCUGUUCCCACUGAUACAAAUAAAGAAGCCUUCCUGAAAAGCUGUCAUUCUUCAGUACAGGUUAUGAAAGUCCUGCUAAAUCCAAGUCAAGGGACUAAACUUGAUAGAUGCAACAGUCUACCUGAAGUAUCGCCAGUAUAUGGACGAAAACUCAGCAAUUCAGCCAAAGAACUAUUGGAUUGCCUUUCUAGCCUUCAGCUGAUAGACACAGAGCCUCUUGAUGCAAAUGCAAAAAGCACAAGAUACAAAGAACUAAUGAACAUUCUUCAGUCUCUCUGGCUUGGAGGUGCCUGUGAUGAAGGCCAGCAGGUGAAGCUGACAAGAAAGUUUAAAGACCAUCAUUCAACGGAUGAUGAAUUCAACCCCAGGUCAUCUUCAGGUGUGGAUGUGAGCUGUGGCUCUGCAGGAUCUGGUAAGAGCAGUGUCACUGGUGUAGUGGAUGUAGUACAGUCAGAAAGAAAAGCAGAAUUGACAUCAAAACAAAUCAAUAUGGAAGACAGAAUAACACCAACACACACGUUCAAGAGACACGAUUCGUUGGCUUUACUGGAAGAAAAUGAAGCGAAUGCAGAUGAACAAAACUCCGGUCUCUCCACACAUAAACCAAGGCUAACUGCAAAGACACCAGCUGCAUUGUCUAACCCAGCUACUCCUGACAUAGCUAGUCGUGUUCGUUGGAGCCAUGAGAAUGAAGGUAUAGGCUCUGAUGAAGAGGAUGAGAGGCAGAGUCAUGAAGAGGAUAAAGAAAAAAUGAACAAUGGUCAAAUCAGUGACAUUACCAAGAAAGAAUCUAAUUCUACCUCCAAAACUUCUGAGAAUGAGUGCAGCAAUUUAACAUCACAUGAAGAAACAGAAACAAACACACAGGAAGAAGAAGCAUUCACAAAGGAUGAAGAGAGACUGAGAAGUGCUGUAACCUCACCAAACCAAAACAGACCACAGACACCACAUAGACAUUCACAAGAUCCUGAUCCAGUUUGGGUGUUAAAUUUAUUAAAGAAAGUGGAAAAGCAAUUCAUGGCACAUUAUAUUAAUGCAAUGACAGAGUUUAAAGUGAGGUGGAACUUAGAUGAUAAUGACCAACUGGAUGCUAUGAUUAAUGAACUCGGAGACGAAGUUCGCAAAAGGAUACAAUCAAGUAUAGACAGGGAGCUGAAGAAAAUCCAGAGCCGAGUUGGUAAGUUACCAAGACCUCCUCAAAACUCAAUGAAAAGAGAGUCUACGGUACAAACUGAACAACGGCGUCGACGCUUAAAGGUCAUGCAUAAUAAAUCCAUUGAUGGAUCUCUUCAAAGAAGCGAAGAUAAUUACACUUACAGUGGAACUGAGUUUAGCGAACAGCGUAGUGAAGAUGAAUACUGCCCAUGUGACACAUGUAUGAAAAAGAAAAUGGCUUCCAGACCUGUGCAACCUGUUGUGAUUGCAAAUGCUCCCCUCAUAAAGGAUUUUGAUUUAAGGAAAAUACUGCAAACAAAGAGGGAAUUUCCUAAAGUUCAAGAGCAAAAUGAAGCUGAGAAAGAGGUAUCUGCUAAUUCUGGCCAGCAGCAUGAGUUUGACAGGGAUGAAAAUCACGAUGCUGAGGAGGAAAAGGAAAGUAUUGAAGGAAAGCAUGAAGAUGGUGAAAAAACACAAACAGACGAUGAAUAUAAUGAAGGUAAAAAAGAAAAUAUAGACACUGUUGAUGAAGAAAUAUUGGAAGGAUCAAAUAUUGCUGAAGCAGAAGGGGUAACUCAAGCACCCCAAGAGAAAAAUGAAGUGGCUGAUAGAGAAGAUGUAACUGAACAGCCAGUAGAAGAGAACAACAGUCAAGAAGAAAGUGAUAAAGUUACUGAAGACAAAAUGGAUGUUGAAGAAAGGGAGGAGAUGCAAGAUGAAAAUUGUGAAACUGGAGAAAAUGAUGAAAAGGGCACUGACCACGAAGAAGGCAACAGCACAGAAAGCCUGGAACCUGAGGAAAACCAUACUGAAACUAAAGCAUCAGAAGAAGAUGAAAAAAGUGUAAAUAAUGAUAAUGAAAAAGAAGAUGUAGCUGAAGAAAGACAGGUAACCAAGGAAGACAGUGAGGAAUUUCCAAAAGAUGAAGAAGGGGAAGCUACUGAAAACCAAGAAAUGGAAAGGAUAAUGGAAGGGGAUGAUUUGAAUGAAAAAGAGAAAACUGGUUUAGAAGAGAAUGAGAAAGAUGGGGAGGCUCAAAAAGAUGACCAAGGAGAAGAAAAGAAGCAAGAAGAAGACAAUUCAAUUGCAGAAAAGGAUGGAAUGGAAGUUACAGAAGAACAAGCUGAAAAUGACACAUGGGCAGAGGAAGAAAAUGAUAAUAUAGAUAUAGAUGGGCAAAACGAAGAAAGGGUCAUCACAGAUAUUAAUGAAACAGAAGGCUCGGGUGAGGAAGAGAGCAAAGAAGCUGCACCUGAUGAAGAUCAAGAAGUUGAUCUGGAAGAUUCAGAUGAUACAGAAGUGCAAAAUGAAACAAAUGCAGAAAAUGAAGAAAGUGCAGAAAGCAAAGCUCAAAAGGAAGGCAUUGACACUUUUGAACAGGAGCAGAAGAGAAACAGGAAACAACUGUUUAAAAAAAUAAUUCUUCUUCAGGCUUUUUUGAGGAAAAGUGGUACUAAAGUAGCUGAUACUCAAGAAGGGGACACUGCUGGCACUGUAAAGUUGGAUGACUGUGACCAGAAAGGAAAUGAAAAGAACGUUUCAGUGCAAAACAAAGGUAGUGAAGAAGAUUCAGAAGGCAACGAGAUUGAGUCUGAAACAGAUAUUAUUGAAAAAAUGGCUGCAGUAGAAACUAAAGAUCAACAUUGCAGUGCACAUGAGGAGACAGAAGAUGAGAACAAGGAGGGAGAGCUAGAAAGCAAUGAAGAAAAAAACCUAACUGAUCAGAAAUUGUCUAAUUCAAAUGAGAGUUUGUGUAAACAGAUAUCAAAAUCAUCCAUCGAGUCCUUACAAGGAUCCAUGGAAAAAUCCAUGGACAAAGAAUUGGAGAAGAAAGUUAAGGAUGCAAACAGUCCCACUGGAAGCUCAGGGAGUUUGGGAGCCAAGUGCACUCAGAUGUAUCCUGAAAGUUCCACUGAAGAUGAGGAUAAGGAAUCUGAUUGUUCUGGUCCAGAAGGAGACACAAAAGAUAUAUAUUCAGCUGGUGAAGAAGAAAAAAGAACGGUAAUUAAAUCCGCCUGCAAAAAUGCCAAGGUUGGAAUAUCAAAAGAGUUUGAACAAGAUGAUUUUGACUUUUAAAAAUAACAUGGGUUUGAUUACCAAAGCUUAUUACAUGAAGCACUUUAUUUUAUUAGGAAUGCUACCAUGAUGUAUAUUUUAUAUUGUCCGGGAAUUUGAGUUUUUAUGUCAUGAAAGUAACUUGUUUCAUGCUAGUUAGGAACUAAAAUGGAAGUUAAAGAGAACUUUCCAGAAAUUAACUUAAGAAAGAAUAUGUUUCACCAAUGUACUUUGAAGCACAGUAAACAGAAGUGGAAGAAAUAAUUUUAUUUCUAAUUAAAGACAAACCUGUUAAUAGUUAUUAGUGAUGUGUGAUAAUUUGAAGUUGAAUUGCUGUACUGAAUUACUAGACAGAUGUUUUACUCACUUAUUAAGUCUUCAGCCUAAAAUAUAUAUUUAAGAAGAAAGGGGCUGAAGAUAGAAGAAAGUUAUUGUUUUUUUUCUAAAGGGUUUUAAAAUAGCAAUAGCCUUUGUAUGGCAUUCUAAUAAUUUUAUUCUGUUGUGCUAUCUUAUGAGGACUGACUCACAUAUACAGUAUGUUCUCUAUACAGUAGCUUCUGUUUAACAUUUUUAAAUGUAUACUUUGUAUAAAAGGCUUAAUGGGGUAUAAGUACUGUAUAUCUGAGUGGCAAUGAAAGUGCUGUUUAUAAAAACUGUAAAUUUUUAACUUAUCUCUUCAGGACACUGUUGAUGAAACCUGUAAUUGGACUAGGAUUGUAAACAGUAGUUUUUAAAAUAUAUUUUGUCUCAAUCUUUAUUCAUAAACUCCUAGAGUACACAGAGAGCUGUUGUAAAUGUAUAUUUUUCCACCAUUCCAAAACAUAUACAGUAAUUACAAAUAUGCAAUAUCCUAAUUGACACACUUCACACUCAACAGUGCAAUAAAGGCCUUCUGAGUGCCCUCCCAAAACAACAAAAUAAAUAUCAGUACUUGGUCCUGAUUACAUUACACUACAUUGCAGUGUUAAUGAUUUUUUUCAUAAAUCGUUCUUCAUAACUUAGAUAUAGUACUAGACUGGAACCCAUAAUCAGAUGGAGAAACUGAGACUGAAAUAAUAAUAUAUAAUGAGAUGUAUUUAUUAAGUGGCCAAGUAAUGAAGGUUUGGUAAUCAUAUUGUUUUUAUUCCAAUUAUUAGACCACCAAACAAAGAAAUUGAGGGAAUUGUUAACAUUUAGGGUAUUUCUACUUAAAUUCAUAUGAAAUUUCCCCAGAUGAAAUCUGGCAAGAUUUAAAAUGUUGUGUCAGAGUUAAAGCCAAACCUAGUUUGGUUGCCAUAUUAGUGUUUACUCACAUUUUGAGGACUUUUGAAAAUUGUUAAAUUCUGCAAAACAUUAUUGAGACUUGAAACUUGGUGGGCCACAUCACAACAUGUGCAUGGUAAAACUUCAUUUAUGAAAAGGUGAUAAGAAACAGGGUUUUGUCAUCACGUUUGUCUUUGAAGAAGACACUUGGACACCUUGACCAAACUAUAAACUCACAUGUUGCUAAACUUGUUAUGCAUUAAUUCUGUUGCACGUCAAUAGUUUUUUUGUGGAAAGUUAACCUCAAAGUACGUUUGAAGCCAUUGGGCAAUUUUGCAGUCACAGUAAAGGAAUAGUACAAUCUGAUAGAAUCAUGAAACGUCAUGUAAUCCUAGAGCUCACAUGGAGCUACAGUUGAAACUGUAAAUGAUACCCUGUGUCCAAGACCAAAUAUGAAUUUGUUGCCAUAUCGUAUUUAUCAAGCAAAUUUCUAACAUGUUCCUUAAUGUUCUUGCCCAAAUGGACCAAAAUUAGGUGUACCUAAACUUUGUCGGGUUUCCUCUGAAUACUAACAAUAUUAUAGCAAAAGAGAAAAAAAACAUAGACUUUUCGGUGAUGAUAUGUUGCUAUCAGUUUUUCAUAAUUUAUUUUUCUUUAUACUUUUUGGGGUUAUUUGAAGGAAGACUGUCAUAAGCACUUUUAAGGAAAAGCUGGAGUUGAAUUUACUGAUUAUGUAAUGCACAACAUAAUUAAUUUACAUUAUUAAUGUAUUGAUCUGUAUUUCAUUUUACAUUUCAUUGUCCUAAAGAUUUGGACUACACUAGUGUAAAUUCAGUCAGCUGUAUUUCCUCCAUUAAACUGAAUCUGUAAAUUAAUUUGAUUCCUGAAGAAUUAUAUACUGUUUGUUUAUCCUUUUAAAGAUUUUGUAGACUUACAGUAUAUAUGUACUGAUUUUCCACUUUCCAUUGAAGGUACAAAAUAGUUAGAGUCAUACGGUAUAUGUUUCAUUUUAUUUUAAUGUGAAAUUACAGUUAAUAACAGUGAUCAUUCCCAUUUAACAGAACAAAUGCAUUGUUUUUCUUAAAGAUAAUAACAUCUAAUUAAUAAAACCUAUUAUUCAGUCAUUAGAUAUUUCUAUUUAUAAUUUAAACAUGACACAAUAAUUGAGACAAUACACAAAUAUCUGUAGCAGGACAUACAGUAUACUGUACAUACAAACUUCAUGUACUGUAUAGAAGAACUGGAUAAAAUGUCAUUCAUAGAAAAUAAUUUCCAUAUUGACAGAAUAUAUACAGUAACUUCUAGGAUGGGCUAGGGAGCUGCUUCAAGGGUGAAGAAGGGGUAGAGGGAGGGAUGUGAAAUUGAAAUUUGCAAGCAAGAAGUGUGAUAUUUAUACAAUUAAACUUCUGUUUAAACCUCCAUACAGUAAAUGAGAAUGAUGGACCAAUUGGCCACCUCUGAACAUAACAUCCUUAUGUUCUUAGGAGUAUAUAGUGUAACAUUAAGCUGCACAUAAAAGCAUGUGCACGUCUUGUGGUGAUUAAAUCAUGCACUUUAAAGUCAUUCUGAUUUAUUAGUCAUCUGAAUUUUGCUUCAACAUUUAUUGCAGUUGCACACUAGUGCUGUAAUUUAGGAGCAUAUGACUGUUUAAAUUACUGCUAUGAAACCAAGCUGACCUCCGUAAACUUCACAUAUGAAUACUAAGUCAAAUAGUUUCUUGUUCUCUUGUGUUGAACGUGCAAUGACAUGUAAACGGUGAAAUAACCAUGCUUCAUAGAACAUUGUAGCAGUUCAACAGUUCUGGAAAACAUACUAUAUGUACACAUUACCACUACAGAAGCCUUUGAAUAAGAAGGAAAGCUAUGCCUUAGCUCACUAUAACAUGCAUCUUUUUGUUCUAAUCCUGAAAAUUCACAGAGUAGGAUAUUUGGUAGUGUGAUGUAGGUAUUUCUCUUCAUCCAUAAAUAAAAUGGUAUUGCACAGCAAGGUGUGGUGUAAAUCCUGCGGGAUUUAGUUUUACACAAUAAAGUCAGUACGAUUUAUCAAACAAAACAUACAAAACCAUGGUGCGAUAAUUUCUGAUUGAAUUGCACACCAGAUGUUAUCAAAAUAUUAUAAUCUGCCAUUGAAUGUGAUGCUCUGCACAUUUGGCAAAACCAUAUGUAUCAAUUGCUUUUUUUAAUGGUUAGAUUAAUGUUAGCACUGCAGUGUAUUUCUAACUGAAAACCAUAGAAUAUUCAGAAAAGGGUCAUUUUAGUUUUAAGCAUGUACCCUGUCCAGAUUUCAGUUGUGCUUGUCUGCUACAGUGAACAUCUAUCAGUGUUAAAUAUUUAUUAAAGUUCCAAAGAACCUGAAAACCUUUAUGACCAUUUCAGUUUUCAAUAGAGAAUUAUUGGAUGCAAGAUAUCUUGUUUUGUUUUGAAUUCAGAAAUGUUUAUUUUCCUAUAUCCAUAUGCCUUAGGUACUUUGUUAACCGGGAGAUUGAGAUUUGUUUCUGCAAAUGAUACGUUAUACUUGGUAUCACAGAGUUACGCCAAUUUAACUAUGCUUAAAACACAACUAACGAAGAGUUGCAAACGGCAAAAUACUGUAACGCAACGGGGGUUCAGGCGGGCACCUGUGCCGCAUUAGGUCGUCCCCGCACCGCCCGGGGCUCGAACCCGGGACUCCCACGUUUCUCUGCAGCGACCCAGCCCCGUGAGCUAAAGAGAGAUCUCUCUUCAGCCCAGUAGCUGUAGUCCUGCUAUCACAGGGAAGGGCGGUGACGUCUCACUGGAGACAAAUACUUACAGUAAGCAAUUUAAAGCAUUUAUAAUAAUGUAUUUCUUUCUUACACCCAGAUGAAUUUUAUCAGAAAAACCUUUGUUGGGUAAUUUCCUCAUAAAUGUAUGGCAACACUUUUGGAAAAUGUGGAACUGCAUCCAAUAAUUAAUUGAAUUAAUUGAUUAAUGUAAAAGAAAGUUGCCAAAGUCACGAUGGGUUCUGUACUGCUUUAAACAUUCUUUGUUCAAAUUGUUUAACCUGAACCUGGUUAAUACAAGUGGGUCAUGAACGUUUUACAUAAUUGUGUGCUAACUUCAAUGUACUGUACACCUUAUUUGUCUGUAACAACAACCCCUAUGAGCAAAUUAAACAAACACUGAUAAUUUUACUUAAAUAAAGAAUA
Messenger RNA from Lepisosteus oculatus (spotted gar), 12375 nucleotides. It is a transcript of the gene rp1l1b, whose product is annotated as rp1 like 1b. Lineage: Eukaryota; Metazoa; Chordata; Actinopteri; Semionotiformes; Lepisosteidae. The record is from RefSeq and is a predicted model, not a curated record. Gene Ontology annotation, biological process: retina development in camera-type eye; photoreceptor cell development; intracellular signal transduction. Gene Ontology annotation, cellular component: axoneme.